Molecule: messenger RNA, 2523 nt
Organism: Marasmius oreades (fairy-ring Marasmius)
Lineage: Eukaryota; Fungi; Basidiomycota; Agaricomycetes; Agaricales; Marasmiaceae
Exons: 1
Coding region: 86-2335 (749 amino acids)
Cellular component (GO): cytoplasm
Molecular function (GO): protein kinase binding
Source: RefSeq, a predicted model, not a curated record
GCGCUCCUGGAUCCGGAAUUACUUGGGCCUGGUUUCCCAGUCUCGUCUUUGCUCUCCCUCAUUCGUUUCACGGGAACUUAUAGAUAUGCAGAACGAACACGGAGACGAUUACAUUCGUCGUAUCGCAUCCUUUAUUCGGUCCAAUGAACGUGGUCUCGCAGAGGCAGUCAUUGCACGGCCCCGCCGUGCACCACGACGUCCACCAGAAUCGGCCUCUGUCUUCAAUCCAGUAGGCUGGUUCUCAGAUCCUGCUGCUGGGACAAGCGUAAAGCCUGUAGUGUUAUCUAUCGACACUCACCAUCUAUUCUAUCUUCUGAUGCGCCUUGAAGCCAUCGGUAUCGAUGUUGGCACUCUAGACGUUCGUAUAGACUGCCCAUCUCGGCCACUAAGCUACAUCAACGUCUUUCCGGAUCCAGACAAGUCAGAAACGCUCUCACUCUCCUCAGUACGAUCAUCACUGUCGGUGGUUUCCAAUCUAUCCCUUGGUGCAGGAUGGUGGAGCCGUGCCGGGCCAACCAGUAUAGAUGCAGAGCUCAAAUAUUUAUUUAGCAGCUUUACAAAGCUCCCUGCUCUCUCUAUCACAGCCCCUGGUCGGAAAGGCAUCGCAGAGCUGGUGAACGAACCCCCUAAUAAGAAUGCCAUUCCGAUGGAUUCUUUCAAAAAUUUACAAUCAUUAGAAUGUAUAGACAUUGAUCCUCGAGCAUUGUUGGGAUGGGAUAAACUUGCGGAAAGUUUGUGGAGUUUGAAGAUAAAGAAGAGCGGGUUGGAGGACGUGUCGGAUAUCUUUAUUGGAGCAGUUCUGGACGAUCAGGCUAGGCGAGAAGGUAGUGCCAGCAGGAAGCGCAGACGAAGGAUUCCGCAAGGAGUGUUGAAGCCGACAUCCUUUCAUUUCUCUCAACUUCCUGAUUCAGUGCCAGAAGAUGCCAACGGCGAGACGACUUCCGUAGAACCCGUUCUUGAUACCACUGGCACUUUGUCCCCCUCACCUCCACCUUCGCAACUUUCGCCCCGUAAGUGGGAAUGGCUAAAACAGCUCUCACUUUCCGAUAAUGCCUUGACAUUCUUUCCCUCUGAACUUAACCCCUAUCUCUCAUCUCUCACUCACCUCGACCUUUCCUCCAAUUUACUUGUCUCCAUCCCACCAGGGCUCGGUGCUCUUUACAAUCUAAUUUCCCUCAAUGUUUCUGACAACAUGAUUGACUCUGUCUUGGGUAUAUACCAGAACCUCGGACAGGUGCUGUUCCUGAAUCUCUCUCAUAACCGGCUAGAAUCCAUAUGUGGACUCGAGCGCCUCCGUGCUCUUGAACGCGUCGAUCUUCGGGGUAAUCUGAUUGAGGAGGCCGCUGAAAUUGGCAGACUGGCAAGCCUUCCCAACAUAUCGGAUGUGUGGGUGGAGAACAAUCCUCUGGUGGAACUCGAGGAGGCGUACCGGAUUGCAUGUUUAGAUUAUUUCUGGAAGGAAGGGAAGACAGUCAAACUGGAUGGAGUUCCCCCGAGGUUUUACGAGAAGCACAAUCUCACUGCUCCUCCCUCUCAGCAAAUGACCUCCUCUCGUCCAGUUUCCGCCGCAUAUUCUCCACCCACCAUUGCCGUUGGCCACCCGCAUCCACACUCGCAAACUCAGCCUGGUUCGCCUCUCGAAGCUGUUGACAAAAAGCCUUCGCCUUCUGGAUCUUCGAACCCUUCUCCUCAUCUCGGACCCGUGAGUGCUGUCGGUGUCAGCAGCAAAGGUCGUCGAAGGAAACCGAAGCGAAUCGUGGAUUUGGACAUCGAACGCAGCAACCCAGAGGCGGUUGUCGGUCAUAGGAGGACCAUAUCCAAUAGUUCAGUCAAGAUUCAAUCAAGGGCCUCAGAGGAAAUUCCCUUACAAUCCGAUACCCAGGUAGUCGAACCAUUUAAUACUCUCCAUCAAGCGGAAACGAUACCUCAGCAUUCGUCGGCGAAUGUACCUACCGACGAUUUUAACGUUGAACAUGUACUUUUUUCAUCAGAGCAACCCACCCAGCAAACGGCAUCUCCUGCCCGCCGCUCACGCCAUAGUCGUUUUCAUUCACAGUUCACCCCAUCUCUAGCCGAUGACCAAUUCAAUGAACCUCCAGAGGAUGCACUAGCCUUUAGAAGGUCGCGUAACUCCCAAACCUUCUCCUCAUCAGCAUUGCGCCGAGCCAGGGUUACGGCCUCUGUUUAUGAACCUUCGACAAUUCCUUAUGACGGUGAUGAGAGAAAUGUUGAUGAAGGGGAAGUGUUCCGAAGACGGAUUGAGGCUCUCAAGCAGGACAUGGGGGAUGGAUGGCUCAAAGUUUUCAGCCAGAGCCAGAUGAAGACAUCACCGUAACUUAUCGUCCAUUGUUAGCAUUCCUUGCCUGACUGAUUUAUCCCUGUCUUCAUUCUGUUACACCUUUCUGAUUUGUUCUGUUCGGGUACAGUACAUGUAUAUUGACAGGUUCCGGAGAUUUUUUGCUCACGGAAUAGCUCCUAUUAUCAUUAUCCACCAUGACGAUCUCAAGAAAACCGCACAUAAUU